ACCCAGAGAACAAUAUACCACCGGCAUCAUGAAGGACCUGUAUCAGCUGGCUAUUUCGCUCAUCUGCCUUCUAACUGGCCUGAAGGCCCCAGCACUAGCGAUGAAAGUUUCUCAGCCCAGAGAAGUCAUCGUUGAAAAACACAACGUCACUCUGCAGUGCAAGUACAACAUCACUGGAGACAAGAGAGGCGAGACAUUCCGGGUCACCAUUUUCAAAGAUAAGCCGGGGAAAAGAAAUGAAGUCUGCUCUGGCUCUUUUAACACGAGCAUGCUGCCCUUCGAGUCGAAAGGUGCUGUGCUGUGUGAGAUUCAGCCAGACGAAGGCAGCAUAUUGAUAAGAUUCAUUGGCAUGAACAGGUCUGGCUGGUACUUCUGCCACGUGGAGAAAAUGCAUCCAUUUCCCUACACAGAGGACACCGGGAAUGGGUCUUGGAUUUUCAUCAAGCCAGAUGUGAUUGAUCGAAAUCCGAGGCGGUGUCCUCAAGUCACCCAUGCCACUCUGAUCGUCCUAGGACUCGUGGGAAUUCUCCUGCUAUACAGCAUCAUCAUCACCUACCUGCACUGGCCUCUUGGCGCCACUGCGUGCAUUCUCGGGAUGAAGGAGGCGGUUGACAUGAAAUGUGAACUGAUUCACAAUUUUGACGAACCCGCUACUGCUACGUGGAAUGGCCAGCGCUGGGAGACAGGCCCAAGGCAAGGCAAAUAAUGAAAAAAGACCAAGAGGAACAGAACAGUGAAUAUGUAAAUAUGGAACCUCCCAGUCACGCCUCUGGUAGAAAACGAAAAUUGCAGUCAAUCGCACAUAAGCCCAAUGCCAUGUGAAGCACCAGCCAGGAAUGUAUCUGAGACUUCUCCUGAAGAGACCUGAGCAGGGUCCCUGAUGAAACACUCCCUUCUGCUUCCUUCCUGUCUCUUGCCUUGAUAACAAACCUAAGGGAAAACAAACACUGCUAGUUUAACUCUCUCAGUGCCUGCCAAAGCGUGGGUUGGGAUCGAACAAGGAGACCAAGGCACAGUGUAAUCCCAGCUACAACUCCAUCACUCUGAAGGAUGGAGAAUGGGCACAUCCUGUCAGAGGCUAGGCUCACACCAGACCCUCCCACAUCCUGCACUCCAACAAACUCCUGCCUGUUUUCUCCGGAGCAGCAGAGGCUGAUGGGAAUUCUCUUGGUACAAGUGUCUGUACGCAUUGGUGUGGGAGCCAUGUUGCAAGAAGAUAAUUAUCUGACUUUAUUCUGCUUCUUUCCACGCCUCCCUUUUGUAUCCUUUCCUCCACGUGUCAUUCCAGCAUCUGGCAGUGACCUGGUAGGAAGAGGAUUUCUCCACCCAGUUACUGCACAAGUGAGAAAGAGAUUGUUUUUGCCUUCUUCCAUCUCUCCUUCCUUCCCCUUCUUGCACAUCCUGAAUUCAAAGGAGUCCCAGCUGUUUCUGUAAAGCCCCUCCAUGUCACUUAACCAAUCUGUGCUGCAGCCACACCAAGCCCAAUGCACACCUCUUUAGGAACUGUGCCUGGGGCCGACAGUGCUCAGCGUUUUAUAGACAAGCACUGUCGAAGGCAGGAAGAAGUUGUUUGAGGGUGCCAUGCCAUUCGUUGAAGUUGUAGCUAAUAUUCUGCCUCAGUAUCUUCCCUCAGUUCCAGAGAUGAAUCCCCAUCUGUAUUCCAGUCCUUCAGCUCAAGAGCAAUAAUGUUGAAUUGGAUUCUGUAUCUGUUUUAUGGUACUUCACAAAAUGAGUACUUGAAAUUUCCAAGGCCUUUUCUCCUAAAAUUGUUCACCAUUUAAAGGAAAAUCUGAAGUGAGCCAUAAUGAAUACUCAGAAACACUGACAUCAAAAUCCUUUUGGUUCUGCUGUAACCGCACGUCUAUUUGAGUGGCCCAUUUCCUACUGUGAUUCAACCUACUAGAGAUCGGGAUGAAGGAUGAUCAACCACAGGGCACUGGCCUCCUGCGGAAAUGAACCCCAUAAAAGCAAUGCUUUUAAGAGAUACAGUUAAAAUAGAAAGAAACAACUGAAGUAUAUUACCAUGAAAACCAUUGGACCAUAGAACUGCACAGGGGCAAAUCCUUAUGCCCACAAUGCUAUCUGACCUGAUUAAACAAGCACUUAAAUCCCUUCUACCAACAUGAUGUCCAUAUCCUGCCAUUCCAAGCACAUUCAUGUGCUUAUCUAUGAACUUCUAUCACAUUUGCCUCCAGCACAAACCCGAACAGCACAUUCCAGGCAUGAACCGCUCUCAGCGUAAACAAAAUGGUGCCCCGCACAUGUCCUUUGAACCUUCCCCCUUUCACCUUAAAUGCAUGCUUUCCAUUAUUGGAUGUUUUGACCCUGAGAGAAAGAUACUGUCUAUGCCUCCCAUAAUCUUAUAAACUUCUACUGGGUCACCCCUCAGCCUCUACUGCUCCAGAUCCAGCCUCUCCUUACUGCACAUGCCCUCUAAUCCAGGCUCCAUCCUCAUAAACCUUGUGCGGUAUAUUAAAACAUGGCCGCUGCCCUACUAGUGAAGCCCUGGAGGUCUGGAGGGCAGAUCACUAGGUGUAUUUAAUGUGAAUGUGGAUGACUGUUUGAAAGACUGAGGAUCUGAGGGUUGUGGGUUUCUGGUACAUAAAAGGAACUGAGGCCAGCCCAUAGAUCAGCCACGAUCGAGGGGCUGAUGGUCCACUCCCACUCCUGUUCAUAAGACGAUACACCCAUAUAUAGACUCUGGUACAAGAACAUAACAGCAAAUGCUAGAUAUGUAGAUACUGAAAAUCUUACAUAUAGACGGACAAUGCUGGAAACACUCAGCUGGUCAGGCAGCGUCUGUGGAGAGGGAAGCAGUGUUUUAAGUUAAUAAGCUCUCAUCGGAUUGCAGUCAAGAGGAGAUUGUGUUCUGCUGGUCUUCAGGUUAGAACUGUAUUAAUAUAUCCAUCAUCUGUGUGAUAUCUUGCAUGCACAUGGAGUGAGUGCUUCAGCAUGCAGAGCUUUCUGUUGUGUCUAUAACCAUGUCAGUGAAUUCAGACUCCCCUUCAGAUCUCCCUAGUUCUGUGACCUUCAGACAAUGUGCAUGUGUAUAUAGCUACAAGUAUCAUAACAAAACCUGACAAGUUUUUUUUAAAUCCUUCAAAACUAUAUAAAGCAUUAGCUGUCUGUAAAUACCAGAAUCAUUGUGCAGUAUACUUGCUUGGAAAUGGUCCUCUUGUUGUGAAAUUUUAUGAGCAGGACACUGAUGCUCGCCUCUGAGUGAUAGUCACCACCCCUGAGGUAUACGCUACCUGGUGAGCAGCAACACACCUGCCCAGCACAGAAGAGGCUGUGCAGAGGGAAGUUCUCUGACAAUCCGGCAUCGUGAACACGUCCUUACCCAGAGAGUGCAAGAGACUCCACUACGGCGUCCUCAAACGGGACAGAGGAGGAAAGUCAUGAAGACCACCUCCAAGACUAUGGGACCUUCAAAGACACACAAAACUAAUACAACAAGGGCUUUGUCCACCACUGUUUUCGGAUGCAUCUAAAUUAUAUGCUCUUUUCUGCAGCCAAUUUGUUGUUGGUGUCAUUGCACGUUUAUUGCAAAUUUUAGACAUGAUGUUCUACACGUUCUGAUCAUCAGGACUGUAAAUUUGCAUUGAUUAUCCCAUGCACUAAGAAUAAACAGA
Molecule: messenger RNA, 3632 nt
Organism: Mobula hypostoma (lesser devil ray)
Lineage: Eukaryota; Metazoa; Chordata; Chondrichthyes; Myliobatiformes; Myliobatidae
Product: T-cell-specific surface glycoprotein CD28 homolog
Exons: 5
Coding region: 29-706 (225 amino acids)
Biological process (GO): T cell receptor signaling pathway; regulation of T cell proliferation
Cellular component (GO): external side of plasma membrane
Source: RefSeq, a predicted model, not a curated record